This is a messenger RNA of Carcharodon carcharias (great white shark), 1466 nucleotides long. RefSeq names its product HEPACAM family member 2-like. The transcript has 6 exons. The record is from RefSeq and is a predicted model, not a curated record. The coding region runs from base 251 to 1069 and encodes 272 amino acids. NCBI's taxonomy places the organism in Eukaryota, Metazoa, Chordata, Chondrichthyes, Lamniformes, Lamnidae.
UGAACGUGAGCCGCAAGUUAUUUUUUGCCGCAUCAGCCUUUUAUGUAAAUACGAUUUUCCAGCUCUGGCGCUUCAUGGUCGAAAUGUUCACCGGAGUCAAACACUUGCAGAAGGGGGGCAGAUGGAGGGGAGCUAUCCGCCGCUGCUCCUUCACCUCCGUAAAUGAACCGGGAGCCGGAUUUGAAGAAGCUGAAACCGUGUCCGCUUUGACUUUUGGGGGAACAAACGGAUCAAUUUGGAUCCUGCCGACAUGUUGCUCCCCGGCCGCCGCCUCCUUUUCCUCCUGCACCUCGGGAUCGGUUCACUCGAUACAGGAGUUGGGCAGGAAGAAGUGUUUGGUGUCGAUGGUUCAUCACCUUUACUGGAUCCUAAAAUUGGAGCUGAUCUGAGCAAAAGUGAUGUUGUAUGGGAGUUCACUGGCAGUGAUAGAAGGCUUCUAACUAUCUUGGAUUAUGUUCCUAAUUACUCUAAACUGGAGCCAAAUGAACAGUUCAAAUUGCGUUUACGUUUUAAUGUGUCCACUGGCUCUCUGAGGAUAAUUAAUGCAACAUCUAGAGACCAAGGAGUUUAUAAAAUCACUGUAGAUGGAAAACUGAGAGGAAGUAGAGUUUUGAAACUCAUUGAGCCACUAUCUGAACCUUUGAUCAAUGAUUCCUGUGUGAAUACCACCAUUGAACUGACUUGUCAAGUUUCUUUGGGGAACGCGAGUUCCAUUCAGUGGUGGAAGGAUGGUGAAAUGAUAGUGAAUGGCCAACAUUAUCAGUUGGUGCAAAACAACAGCACAUUGAUUAUUUCUGAAGCCAAUAAAUCAGCCUAUGGAAACUACACUUGCAACGUGGAAAACCCUGUUAGCAAGAGUUCACACACUCUUUCUGUGAAUGGUCAAGAGUGUGAGCCAGCAGCCAGUGUACAAAUGAUUGUAAUUCCUGUUGUGGUGGUGCUGCUGCUGCUACUGGCAGUGGUGAUAUUUUUCUUGAUGGUCUGUAGAAAAUACAAAAAAAAAGGACAACUGGAUCUCCAGCAGUAUAUUCCAGUGCACAAGAUCAUGAACUUUAAUUUUAUGAGUUGAAUGUCCCAUCCUUUAAAUCCAGGAGCACUGUUCCAUUGAAUGCCUUAAACCUGGGAGUAUGACUGCCAUUGAGGAGCCAUUUUGUAUUUGACUUUGAAUACAGGUGAACUAUGAACUUCCAAUACAAUUUUCCCUCAUUCUCAAUGAGUGCAGAACAUGGAUCAAAAUCUUUUUUUAAGGCUGUUUUUGAUUUUCAGCAGCUACGUUUUCAACCUCACUAACCUGUUUAUUAUGUGAUUGUGUCACUUAAUGUCGUCUUCUCUAUUUGUGUAGACUUUUUUUUAGCUUCCAUCUUUAGCUAGAUAAGAGCAGAGAUAUUGUGUUUAUAGUAUAUAUUAUAUUUGUAUAUUUAUUUGUAUAUGACAUUGGUAAAUUAAAACUUUUAUCUUUCCUAUAA